Messenger RNA from Periophthalmus magnuspinnatus, 544 nucleotides. RefSeq names its product ring finger protein 215 (gene rnf215). Gene Ontology annotation, molecular function: ubiquitin protein ligase activity. NCBI's taxonomy places the organism in Eukaryota, Metazoa, Chordata, Actinopteri, Gobiiformes, Gobiidae. Gene Ontology annotation, biological process: protein ubiquitination. Gene Ontology annotation, cellular component: cytoplasm. The transcript is spliced from 5 exons. The record is from RefSeq and is a predicted model, not a curated record. The coding region runs from base 38 to 508 and encodes 156 amino acids.
UUAUAAUUUUCGUUCAAAGCUUGACUGAACCACCAUAAUGGCAUCCUAUUUUGAUGAACACAACUGUGAGCCCACCAAUCCAGAAGAACAGUAUCGUCAAAAUGCAUUACUUGAACUUGCCAGGUCCUUGAUGCAGGGAGUUGAUUUGUUUGACUCAGGUUUUGAUUUGACUGAUUGGGACCAGCGACUUCCUCCUCCUGCUGCCAAAGCUGCUGUUCAAACUCUGCCCAUCGUCGUCAUUUCCCCAGAACAAGCAGAUAAAGGUCUAAAGUGUCCUGUUUGUUUGUUGGAGUUUGAGGAACAAGAGACGGUUCGAGAAAUGCCCUGUAAACACCUCUUCCACUCAGGCUGCAUACUCCCCUGGUUAAAAAAGACCAACUCUUGUCCCCUAUGUCGUCAUGAAUUACCAACAGAUGACCCCGACUAUGAAGAGUUCAAAAAGGACAAGGAGAGGAGAAGACAAAGAGAGCACAGACUAGAGGACCUUCAUGGAGCCAUGUACACUUGACCUGACUAUGGGAAUACAAGCAAUUUGAAUUUUUUU